AUGUCGGCUGAAGGUGGCGAAAGCAAGGCUUUGUCCGCCGAGGACAAGAAGAAGAAACUGAAUGCGAAGAAUCGUAGUCGCAGUCGUUCCAUGAGUAUGGAGCGCAAAUACCGCGGAGUCAAGUUGACGGACGAAAUGAUUGCGGAAGAUCCCGUCUUGGCGGGCGUGUUUGAUGCGGCCAACGAAGACGACAUUAACAAAGUGGAAGAGAUUAUGGAGCACAUUGAAGAUCGUUAUCGACCACGACGACCGGCCGAUCGAUUUGUCGAUCCCAAUGGAGAUACCUGUCUCAUUCUUGCCAUUCAACACGGAUACAAGGAAAUGGUGGACAUGCUCAUUGACGAUUUCAAGGCCAAUGUCAAUGCCAAAUGGUCACCUCUCGUAGCGGAAUUCGAAGAUUCCAACAUCCAGCCACUCCACUUGUCCAUCAUUGCACUCGCGAAAAUCAACGAAAACAACGAAUCCGAUGAACUCAGGGAACAUCGACAGGAUAUUGUACUCAAACUCAUUGAUGCCGGGGCCGAUGUCAAUUGCCUCUCCAUCAAGGGAACCCCACUCAUGCUCGCACUCAAUGGAAACUGCAUCCCCCGUGAUGAUUGGGAUUUCCUCAAAGAGCUCGUCGAUUUACUCCUCGAUCGAGGUGCCGAUCCCAAUCUCAUGGGAGACGAACCCACCAAUUGUAGUCAUCCCCUUAACGGAGCCUGUUUCAUGGCCUUUUUCGGGACCGAAGAAUUACGUCUCGAAAUUGUCGAAAAGAUGCUCGAUCACGGUGCCGAUCCGGGCAUGUACGCACCCGGUGGAGGCGGACAAGUCUCCACACCAUUGCACAAUGCCGUCACGCGUCGGCAAUGGCAAGUCGUAGAACUGUUGCUCACAUUCCAACAGGGACAGGUCGCCGUGAACAAUACCCUCAUUGACAUUACACCGGAAAAUGGAUGCACGGCGCUCUUUUUGAGUCUCAACGAUCCAAAGAUUGAAGGACGACACAAUCAGGUACGAAAGACCGUCUCACUCUUGCUCCGGUACGGCGCCGACAUUCACAUAGCCAAUGCCGAUGGCAUCCCACCCUAUCAUGGAUUGGAAGUCAUGAAAACACCCAAAAUGCAAGCCCUCAAGACGCUCGUCGACGAGGCACCGGUGCCCACGGGAGACAAUCUGGAAGAAGUCCACGAUUAUUGGACGGCCCCCGCCAUGGACGAAUGGGUCGGCAGUGUCGGUGAUUACCGUGACGUUCAAUGUCCCGUCUGUUUGGCCUGGCGUGAUGACAAGCAACAGGAACAGGAGGGAGCCGACUUUUCCCUCUGUAGCCGUUGUGGACAACAGUGCUACUGUUCGCGUGAUUGUCAAAAGCUGCAUUGGCCCAUUCACAAACAGCUCUGUGCGCCGCGAGAUGAUUAA
Seminavis robusta is the source of this 1398-nucleotide messenger RNA. Lineage: Eukaryota; Bacillariophyta; Bacillariophyceae; Naviculales; Naviculaceae. The record is from the annotation of a GenBank genome assembly.